UCGAACCAUAAUUUCGCUUUACGGCACAAAAGGGAGAGCCGUGUUGCCUGUUUGUGGCACUUUAUCUAUAUAAAUAUACACUUGAGAGGUCACAAAUUCCAAACAACCAAAAAGAGACACUUGCAUGUCACAAGAAUCCAACACACAUAGAACAGAAGCAACCAUGAAGAAACCUUCCCUUCAUCCAUCAAUUAUCUUCUUCUUAGCAACUCUCCUCCCAUUAAUCCUCACCGUCCACUCCCAACCCUCUUCAUUACCAUCAGACGACUCAGAUUUCAUCCGUACGAGCUGCAACACAACCUUAUACCCCGACCUCUGCGUCUCCUCCCUCUCAAACUUCUCAAGCUCCGUCCACGACGACCCAGCUCUCUUGGCUCGCGCCGCAAUCUCCGUCACUCUCUCCAAAGCUCUCGAGUUAGGCUCAUACCUCUCCAACGUCACCGCUCUCCUCAAGAGCCAGGAGGAAAAUGGGGGCCACCCAACCGCAGCCGCCGUUUUCCAUGACUGCUUCGAGAAUCUCAAAGACGCGGUCGAUGAAAUGAGAGGCUCGAUGAAACAGAUGAGGGACUUGGUCUCCACUGGCUCGCUUGAGUCGUUCAGGUUCCAGAUGAGUAACGUGCAGACUUGGCUUAGUGCGGCUUUAACCGAUGAAGAGACUUGUACAGACGGGUUUAAAGACGUUCAAGAUGAGCCGAGGAAAGAUGAGGUGUGCGCUCGGGUCGAUGAUGUCAAGAAGUUGACUAGUAAUGCAUUGGCUCUAGUUAACCGAUGCGUUGAUAAGGCGAUGCAUUGAUCGUUGUUCACCAAAUAUUUUUCUUUCUUUUGAUCACUUGAAAAAAUAAAUUAUUGUUUUUAUAUUUUGUUUGUCACGCGUGCAUGAUAUACAUGUAUAAUAAGAUAAGGCGCCUGCUUGUUAUUGGCUGAAAUGAAAUUAGAGGGAUAUAUGUACAAGUUGUUAACGCUUUUCGUUUGUGGAAAUUACUAAAAUAAACUAGUGUGUGGAAAGAAUUAGUAGU
Molecule: messenger RNA, 1016 nt
Organism: Brassica rapa (field mustard)
Lineage: Eukaryota; Viridiplantae; Streptophyta; Magnoliopsida; Brassicales; Brassicaceae
Product: 21 kDa protein
Biological process (GO): negative regulation of catalytic activity
Molecular function (GO): enzyme inhibitor activity
Source: RefSeq, a predicted model, not a curated record